Molecule: messenger RNA, 516 nt
Organism: Letharia columbiana
Lineage: Eukaryota; Fungi; Ascomycota; Lecanoromycetes; Lecanorales; Parmeliaceae
Exons: 2
Coding region: 1-516 (171 amino acids)
Source: RefSeq, a predicted model, not a curated record
AUGUAUGCCACAACCCUCCUUCCCCUCCUCGCCCUCGCCAUCACCACCCUCACCGCACCCCUCGACACGCGCCGCUGGGGUCCAGAGGAAUACUAUUCCCUCGGCUGUCCCACAAACACCACCAAGCCCUACGCGUCUCAAUACCAGCAAACCGAGGUCCUCAACACCUUCGCCAACGAGGUGUUCGUGCACCAAGAAGUAGCUCUUGGCUACGACACUUAUGCCGCCGUGAAUUUUAUCAAUCAUGCCCCCGAGGUCGCUGGUAACGGCACCGCGAUCGUAAUCCCCUUCCAAAGCGCCGAGCUCAAAGGCGGCUCCGUCGUCCUCCAACGUGUCUUCGUCGGCACCAACCUAACCGGCACAUCCUUCGGCACCAUCCACUUCAGAGGCAACAGCGUUGCGUUCGGCGAGGGUGACAUCGCCGGUAUAUGGAGGAUGAUCGGAACGUGUCUGGUGGAGUACUGGGAUGUGGCUUCGGGGGUGGAGGCGAGUGAGAACCCCAUUGCUUACUUUUAG